AUGCCAGCCUCAUCUCCUUCCUUUCCGGUCCCCAGAGGGCCCCCGGGAGACAUGGGGGGCCGGGGCCGAGAGCCGGCACUCUCGGUUGCCCUCUGGUUGAGUUGGGGGGCGGCCCUGGGGGCUGUGGCUUGUGCCACGGCUCUGCUGAUCCAGCAAACAGAGCUGCAAAUCCUGAGAAGAGAGGUGGCCCAGCUGCGGAGGACCGGAGGGCCCUCUGGCAGGGGGGAAGGGCAUCCGUGGCUGAGCCUCCAGGAGCAGGGCCCCAAUAGCCCGGAAACCCCGGAGAACGGGGAGAGAUCCCGGCGGAGGAGAGCAGUGCUCGCCCAUAAACAGAAGAAGAGGCACUCGGUGCUGCAUCUUGUCCCUGUUAACAUGACCUCCAAGGAGGACUCCGAUGUGACAGAGCUGAUGUGGCAGCCAGCUCUGAAGCGUGGGAGAGGUCUGGAGGCCCAAGGAUACGUUGUUCGCGUCUGGGAUGCUGGAGUGUAUCUGCUCUAUAGCCAGGUCCUGUUUCACGAUGUGACUUUCACCAUGGGUCAAGUGGUGUCUCGGGAGGGCCAGGGAAAGCAAGAGACGCUAUUCCGAUGUAUACGAAGUAUGCCCUCCAACCCAGACUGGGCCUACAAUAGCUGCUACAGUGCAGGUGUCUUCCAUUUACACCAAGGGGAUGUUCUGAGUGUCACAGUCCCCCGAGCAAGGGCAAAACUCAGCCUCUCUCCGCAUGGAACCUUCCUGGGGUUUGUGAAACUGUGA
Pipistrellus nathusii (Nathusius's pipistrelle) is the source of this 753-nucleotide messenger RNA. NCBI's taxonomy places the organism in Eukaryota, Metazoa, Chordata, Mammalia, Chiroptera, Vespertilionidae. The record is from the annotation of a GenBank genome assembly.